Calypte anna (Anna's hummingbird) is the source of this 1978-nucleotide messenger RNA. It is a transcript of the gene WDR89, whose product is annotated as WD repeat domain 89. Gene Ontology annotation, molecular function: protein binding. NCBI's taxonomy places the organism in Eukaryota, Metazoa, Chordata, Aves, Apodiformes, Trochilidae. Bases 355 to 1524 code for a protein of 389 amino acids. The record is from RefSeq and is a predicted model, not a curated record. The transcript is spliced from 4 exons.
GGCGGGGCCUGUGGGGCGCACGCGGCGCCGGCUGCGAGGGGGACGGGUCCGGACCCCGGCGGAGGGGACGCGAUGGGGAGGGGGCUCCGUGGGGUCUCUGGGUCUCGGGAGAUCUCUGGUGCCGCUGAGAGGGGUGCCCUCGGUGGAGGACUGAACUGAAGCAUCCCUGGGUGUUUAUCCCGUGACUCCUGGAAGCCGAGAAGUGCUGGAGUGGGCUCUCGGAACACUCGGAACCGGGGCUGAUACUUGGAUGCAAGUUUCAACACAAUAUUUAAUUGAGAACAAUACAGAAGAUGGGGGUGUGCAGCUCACUGGAAAAAGAAGGUUUCUGACAGCAUUGGAGCAGCAUUUGAGAUGAGUGCAGUGGAGAAGAUGGAGGAGCAGCUUGCUAGUUUGAGCAUAGCAAAGCGUUCCACGCUGAGUGAGGAACCUGCUUACUUACUGGAUGUGGACGUUUCCAAACCUUCUACAGCUGAAAGCAGUGGCUUUGUGGCAGUCUCCUGUUCCAAUAAGUCAAUUAGGAUUUAUAACAGGGAAACUUUAAACUUCCUGCGGGAGUACAAGAGCUGUCCUGGGGUACUUCACGGAGUCAGAUUUGCACAUGCAUGUGACAGUGUAGUGUUCUCAGCAUGCAGUGAUGGCACAGUGAAAUGUUGGGAUAUUCGUUCAGCAUCUCAGGAAGCUGUGCAGAUAUUUAGUGGCUAUCCUUCCAAUGUUUUCAUCAGUUUUGAUAUCAACUGCAGUGAUCUCAUCGUUUGUGCUGGAACAGAAAAAGUUGAACAGGACACAUUCCUGGUGUUUUGGGAUGCAAGAGGCAUUACAAACUGUGCUGCCACAACUAAGGAGCCCUUGGGAGUCUAUUCUGAAAGUCACAACGAUGAUAUCACAAAAAUUUGUUUUCAUCCAAUCGAACCCAGUUUGAUGGUUUCUGGGUCAACUGAUGGGUUGGUUAAUGUGUUUGACAUUAACAAAGAUAACGAAGACGAUGCUUUGAUAUCAACUUGCAAUUCAGAUUCAUCAGUAAGUUUUAUUGGCUGGUCUGGGAAAGAUUACAAGCAGGUGUACUGCACGACACACGACGAGGGGUUUUGUUGGUGGGACAUGGCUCAGUUAGAUACUGAGGAACCAAUAACACAACUGCAUGUUCUGGAUGUCAGAGAUGUAGUCUGCAUUGAAAACAACAGCUUACAGUACCUGGUAGGUGGCUUGUACCACGAAAAGGCAGACAAACUCUUUCUUCUUGGGGGGACAUCCACAGGAAACAUUCAUCUCAUCAGCUGUGGCACCGAUGGACUGAGCCUGGUGGGUACCCUCUGUGGAGGACACUCUGCCAUAGUUCGCUCCUUCUGCUGGAACCAGGAAGAUGAGUCCCUGUUGACAGGUGGAGAGGAUGCUCAGCUGUUGCUAUGGAAACCUGGAGCUGUGGAGAGGUCCUUUGCAAAGAAAGCAUCUAUGAAGAUUGCUUCUUCUGUGCAGAAGAGAGUGAGAGUUCACAACAGCUCCCUCAAAAGCAGAAAAAAGUAAAAUCAUGAAAGUGGAAAUCUCUGCUGUGUAGAGGUUUCCUGGUGAUUAAUCUCUCAGGCAGUGCUUGGCUCUGCUGUGUUUGGAGGUAUUCUGUGGACAGAACUAGGAUGCUUGAAUUUUACCUGGGAAUGUAUUUCAGUCAUCAGAUUAAUGUUGUUUUGUUCUGUUUUUUUUUUUUAAGUUUCAAAUAUUAAUCAGAAAAGAGCAAACAUUUGUUCUGAAAUUCGUGAACAACAGAUCUUAAAUCAUAUUAUAUAAAAAUGCUUCUGUAGUUGUUUAAUGUCUCAGCCAACAUUUUAAAUGUGUAAUAUAGACUUUUGGCUUGCAAAAUUUUUUACUUUCCCACUGAAAUUCCCUGGCAUGUUUUAAAAGCUUUUAGCAUUUCAUGCUGUAUUCUUCCUUCUUUAUAGAGAACUUAAUGAAAAUGCUCAAUUUAUUAAAAGAUUUAAUGUCC